CCGGUCCUCUCUGAUCGAGUCGCCCCCCCUCCGGGUCUCUGGAUCUCAGCGUCACGCUGAGGUUUCCCCCCCUGCUGCAUGCGUAACAUCUCCGGCUCCAGCCUGCCUCUCCUGCCCGGAUCUCUCCGAACACGCACGACCAGAACGCCAGGAUCUUCCUCCUCCUGUUCGGGUCCAGAGAGRGGGGAAAAAACGAGGCUGGGAUUUCCUCUUAUCGUUUGAUGAUUAUUAUUUUUUAUUCUUUUGACAGAUCCAAUUUUCCUCGUGUGCGUGUGUGUGUGUGUGUGUGUGCGCGUGUGUUGGGUGGAGUCAACCCGGAUAUCUCCAAAUUGGAAGAACCGUUCAGGAGCACCGCCAUGAAGGACGGCAUCGCCAACAACAGCACGGCCAGCAUCUCCCAAGCCAGGAAAGCUGUAGAGCAGCUGAAGAUGGAGGCCUGCAUGGACAGAAUAAAGGUUUCCAAAGCGGCCGCAGACCUGAUGGCGUACUGCGACGCCCACAUACGAGAGGACCCCCUCAUCGUGCCCGUCCCCGCCUCCGAGAACCCCUUCCGGGAGAAGAAGUUCUUCUGCACCAUCCUCUGAUGACCCUGCCGGUUCGAGCGGUCCGGGUCCGGGCAUGGCGUUGCCUGGCUUCUCUUGUCUUCACCACACCUGAAGCUACUGGCCAAUAGGCAUUGAGUUGAGGUUUGCCUGGCGGACACUCUGUUGUUGGUCAGCUCGGUCCUGGUGGCUGAAGUUUUUGGGGGAGUCGGCCACCAAGGCGGCCACCCAGUGAGCGUAUCAUGUCUUGUUUAAAUAGGUUUGUUAUUGCUUUGUUAUUAGAGAACAGCCUUGCUCAAUGCUUCAUGAGAUGAAAGAUUACUUUCCCUUUUUAUUCCCUUUUUGUUGUGCUAGAUCCCAAUUUGCCUCAGGAAACAGAAAUUUUCUCCAACUUUUUAAACAACUUUACUAAUUUCUCCACCUUAUAAUUUUGCCUCGUGUUUAUUUUUAAUUAUUUUGACUGCUAAUGCGUCACUGUUUGUAGCAACGCCUCCGUCAGUCGUGGUUCUCCUGCUCGUUUGGUCCAAUUAAAGCUGAGAGACAGAACCUUUAUCUCACAAGAUGAGUAAUUUCAGCUUCGCUCAGAUUAAGAAGGAUGAGGCUUCACAUCCGCUUCCACCAGUAAUGAAACCAAGCGGGUGGGGGACGCCUUCAAGGACAAAACAACGAUCGAGACGAGAAUUAUUUAUCAAUCUGUCACUUCCAAUGCCACCUUUAAAGGUACUCAUUGCAAAAUAUGAAAACAGACUUUCAAGUGUACAUCAAAUGGCGCAGUUUGUAAGAGUCGAGCAUAGAGUCCGCUGAAAACCACGAGGAAGCUYGAGUUGACCUGCAUAAGACAAAAAUGUUUCAAAAGAUGCAAGACAUCUGUUCUUACUUUGGUAAUUUCUUUUGAGAACUUGCAGCAGCAACUCCUGGUAARCCCCUCCCACUACAGAACAUGGCAACAACACAGCGAGAGCACGGCUGGCAAGGUGGAUGUUUAUUUUGUGAAGAAGAUUUGGUAUUUYUGCAAGCAGUAAUUUGCAAAUUUCUAAAAAGACAGGUGCGGGAAAGUGUCCCUACGCUGUCCGGCUAAGCCACCGGUGUCUCCACGCUGUYUCYUCYAUGCGCAAUAACUGCGAUAUCUUCUUCCACGAGUUCUUUGCCAUUUGACAACCUUUAGAAAUUGUUGCCGGAAUAGUUGUAAAGAUGAGGCAAAAAUAGAGUGACAUACUUCGGCGUAAAUCACGCCCACAAAGUUUUGACCAAUCGCACAACACUUGGAACGUAUCACCCCAAGAAGUAAGUUCUGCCAGGAGUUUGUUCCCAGAAUGGGUUCUGAGAGAUCACGCAAGAACAUAAAGACGGAAUGUUAGUCAAGCAGCUCUGUCAACAAAUAUAAAUAUUUACAAAUAUCGACAUGAAUAUCAAUAUUUUCUGUUUUUUCAGCUUUUUUCGUACAUAAACAAAUGCAGGUUCACAAAUUUUGCUAAAAAACUGUUAAAGCACAUACAAGAAAACUAUCAUGCAGAUUUUGUUUCUUACUUUACGAUUUUUUAAAAUCUUUUAGCUGUAUACAUAUCUUGGUAAUGAGUACCUUUAAUAUAAUUUGCGACAACUAAAGUGGAUUCAUCGCAGCUCCCAGCUGGAGGCGUUUUCUGUUGUUCUUAAAAAGUUUUUGUUUCCUGAGCCCGAUUCCUCUCUGCCUGUCCCAGACUGAAUGAACGGCGAGCCCUUUUGACAUUAAAGCCAAACCGGAGGGGCUGCAUGUUUCUUCGCUCCUGUUUUUUAGACGGUUUCCUCUCUUUCUGAGGGCCUGUCGGUCUUUUAGAGUGUACAGUACGUUCCAGUGCCAACGUCUUAURACAACGGUGUGAUCCUCACGCUGUUGGUCCCUGCAGCCUUUUACUGUUUCUCUUUGGUUUUUAGACUAAAAAAAAAGCACACUGUUGAAACCUUUCCUUUACAUGGUAGUUGACUAGUUUUUUGCUAAUUUUUACGAUGACUUGUUAUAAUCGUUCUUAAUAUUGUUAUUAUCAGUAGUAAUAUUUAAUAUUUGUUGCAUAGCACUGACAGCUACAUGACGUGAAGUGCUAAUGAGCUUGUAUGAUACUUAGACAAAGUCAUUUAUUUAUAAGUCAUGCAAUUAUUGAUACCGUCUAUGUAUUUUAUAAAAAAAAACAGCGAUCGUUUACACAGUUAUGAUCUCUGGUGGUUUGGGCAUUCUGAAAUUUUCUUCCCUCCUGAUACUUGAAUCCAAUCAGUAAUCAUUCUCUUGAUACUGGACUUGAACAAACUAUUGUUGUCAAAUUACAACCACGGUUCUGAGAAAAGUUGUGUAAAAUGUAAAUGAAAACAGAAUCACUUGCAAAUUUGAUAAACCCAUAUUUUAUUCAGAGUAGACCUAAUCCAAUGUUGAAAAUAAAGAGGUAAAAAAGGUAAUUUUGAGUUUGUUGGCGGUAAAAAAUGUAAAAACAUUUUGUUCUAGGGGCAAAAAAAGUAAAUGAUACAAACGAGAAACAUCUGGAGGAACAAUUUACAUUUUAACAGUGGUGGACAUGAUUCUGCUAAUCAGCUAACAGUUAAUAGCAGAACUAAGUGUUAGCAAACCAGUUAGCUUCUACUAAAUUGUGCUUCGCCAAUUUUUAGUCCGCUAACAGCUAACUAACAAGCUAACAACAGGUUUGUGUUAGUUCCACCAGUCUUCAGCUCAAAGGAGACUAAGAUGUUGGACACAGACUGAGUGACAGUUGUAUUAGCGGUUAGCUGUUAUUGAUAGCUUCUGCUAAAUUAGGUUCUGCCAACUUUAGUUCGUUAACAGCGAACUACAAAGCUAACAUCAGCAGGUUUGUGUCAGUUCCACCAGUCUUCAGCUCAUAGAAGAGGAAGGACUGGGAUGCAGACUGAGUGACAGUCAUUUUAGUGGUUAGCUGUUACUGUUAGCCUCUCUGAUGAUAUGGGGGUACAUGAAUGCCUCUGGCCUUCCCAGUUUACACAUCUGGAAAGGCACCAUCAAUACAGAACAGGACAGGUUUCACAAUGUCUGGUCCCAACAAGAUAGUCUUUUUUUUUUUCAGGGAAGGCUUUGCAUAUUUCAGCAAAACACUAGCAUUUCAAACAUUAAAAAUUACCUUAUUUUUAUAAAAUAAAUGUACAGAGUCAAGGUGGCAACAAUUUGAUACUUUGUUUCAUUUUGAAGAAAAUAUGACUUGAUCCUGGUUUUAUUGACAUGUUUACACUUCUUUUUUCUGAGCCGCGGUUGUAUUUUCAGGAUAACUCCAGGUCUCAGACCUCAUCAUAAAGAUGGUGCCAAAUCUGAAAGAAACACAACAGCUAGAGACAAAUAUUGCAUGAAUUUAUUUACGGGAGAACUCUAUUAUGAUGAUAUGAAGUAUUGCCUCCUCAUUUCUGGGUGCCACUCUGCACAUAAUAAUCUCAGUAGAGUCUGGAUGUGUCAGUAAUGUGCAGCUGUAUAUUUGAUGAGUAUUUUGGUUUCUUUUUUUUUUCCACGGAGAAAAAAAAAGCAUUUAAAUAGCAGGCUUUGUAAACCCUUUGAAGGAUGAAAUGAAUUAAAAAGAAAACAGUAACUCA
This is a messenger RNA of Austrofundulus limnaeus, 4115 nucleotides long. RefSeq names its product G protein subunit gamma 4 (gene gng4). Gene Ontology annotation, cellular component: heterotrimeric G-protein complex. The record is from RefSeq and is a predicted model, not a curated record. The transcript has 3 exons. Gene Ontology annotation, molecular function: G-protein beta-subunit binding. Gene Ontology annotation, biological process: G protein-coupled receptor signaling pathway. Bases 222 to 584 code for a protein of 120 amino acids. Lineage: Eukaryota; Metazoa; Chordata; Actinopteri; Cyprinodontiformes; Rivulidae.